Carassius carassius (crucian carp) is the source of this 1828-nucleotide messenger RNA. Its product is annotated as E3 ubiquitin-protein ligase TRIM39-like. Gene Ontology annotation, molecular function: zinc ion binding; protein binding. The record is from RefSeq and is a predicted model, not a curated record. Lineage: Eukaryota; Metazoa; Chordata; Actinopteri; Cypriniformes; Cyprinidae. The transcript has 9 exons. The coding region runs from base 185 to 1762 and encodes 525 amino acids.
ACACUAACUUGAUCAACAACAAUGUGAACAUCUGAAACCAUCAAACUCUUUAAACAGAAUAUUGAGAUAUUCAGAUACCCUUGUGAACACAUCUGAUUCUCACAGCAGGUCAUAGUCCAGAUUGCUCACUGAUGGUCCAAUUUGGUCAAGUCUUUCUUUAAAAGUCUUCAAGAGGGAAAGAACGAUGGCAGAAUCUUCACUAACAGCAAGAAAAACCAGGAGACGGAGUAUCAACAGUUUACCUCCAACAAUGUCAUCCUUCAUUAGUUCACUCUCUGAGGAGAUUCAGUGCUCUAUAUGUCUGGACGUGUUCACUGAUCCAGUCACGACUCCAUGUGGACACAACUUCUGCAAGAUCUGUCUGAAUAAGUGCUGGGACAACAGCCAGACCUGCAGCUGUCCAUACUGUAAAGAAACAUUCAAGCAAAGGCCUGAUCUCAAGAUUAAUACCACACUCCGAGAGCUUGUAGAUCACUGUAAGAAGAAAAGUCCUGAGAAAACAACUGAAGUUCUGUGUGACUUCUGUGAGGAAAGAAAGCUGAAAGCCCUGAAGUCGUGUCUGGUGUGUCAGAGCUCUUACUGUGAAACUCACCUGGAGCCUCAUUUGAGAGUGACACGUUUGAAGAAACACAAACUGAUGGAUCCUGUGAGUAAUCUGGAGGACUAUAUAUGUCAGAAACACGAGAGACCUCUGGAUCUGUUCUGUAGAGAUGAUCAGACGUGUGUGUGUUCAGUCUGCAUUGUGACAGACCACAAGAACCACAACACUGUUGCUAUAGAAGAGGAGAGUCAAGAGAAGAAGACUGAACUGAUGAAGACACAGAAAGACGUGCAGCUGAUGAUCCAGAACAGAAACAAGAAGAUUGAAGAAAUCAAACACUCAGCAGAAGUCAGAAAAGGAUGUUAUACUGAACUGCUGGAGAUGAUGGAGAAGCAGCAGAAAGCAGCAGAGAAACAGGAGCAACAGCUGAUUGAAGAGCUUCAGCAGGAGAUCACUGAGCUAAAGAUGAGAAACACUGAGCUGGAGCAGCUCUCACACACUGAUGAUCACCUCCACCUCCUACAGAUUCACUCAUCCCUGUGCAGCCCUAGAAACACCAGGAACUGGCCUGAGAUCAGUAUGGAGACUCUGAGGAGAGCUCUGACUCAACUGAAGGACACUGUAGAUGAGAAACUCACACUAACUGAGCUGAAGUGGAUGCAGCAGUAUGCAGUGGAUGUGACUCUGGAUCCUGAUACAGCUCAAACUAAUCUCAUUCUGUCUGAUGAUGGAAAACAAGUAAGAAGUGGAGACAUUAGACAGAAACUCCCAGACAAACCAGAGAGAUUUGAUACAUGUCCCUGUGUCUUGGGAAAGAAGGGAUUCUCCUCAGGGAGAUUUUAUUUUGAGGUGCAGGUGAAGGGAAAGACUAAAUGGGAUUUAGGAGUGGCCAGAGAAUCCAUUAACAGGAAGGGAAAGAUCUCAGAAAGUCCCAGUAAAGGAUACUGGACUGUGUGGCUGAGGAAUGGAGAUAAAUAUGAAGCCUGUGAUGAUCGUCCUGUCUCUCUGUCUCUGAGAGUGAAGCCGCAGCGGGUCGGUGUGUUUGUGGAUUAUGAGGAGGGUCUGGUCUCCUUUUAUGAUGUGAAGUCCAGCUCUCAUAUCUACUCUUUCACUACUCAGACUUUCAAUGAAAAACUCUAUCCAUAUUUUAGCCCAUGCAAUAAUGAUGGAGGUAAAAACUCAAUCCCACUGAUCAUCACACCUGUCAGUUAUAAUAAAUGAAUUUACUCAGUUAUCAAAUGCGAGAUUAAAAUAAUGAAUUUUAUAAAUAAAAGUCUGGAAACAUUA